AUGACACCCCAGAAAAGCGUACGCUUUGAUGUAGAGUACCAUGAAGAUCUGUGCGAUGUAGAAAUUGGGGAUGUAGACACAAGGAAAGGCGUAGGACGUGUUGGAAGAAAGCAUGCAUCCAUUUUAAUAACACCCCCCCAAAUGAACUGCAUCUACUCGUGCAGAUGUAACGAUUCGCUUGGCAAUCACGACAGAGAGAAUUUCUUUGAAGGAAAGGAGCACCUCUCCAUCCUGCGAAUCGGUAAAGAAGUUAAAAAGGAUUUGAUGAGAAAUAACUAUGCGAUGAGAAGUGCAGAGUUCGGCAAGGUAGAUAACAGAAGGUGUAAAAAGGUCAUUAGUGAGAAGGGCUUCCCGGGUAUCGAUGAGGAUAGCAGCGAACGUGUUAGAUUCUGCGAGGUGUGCCUCCAUGCCUGUAACAUUGCAGAAUACAGAGCCCUCGGUAGAUCUAAGGACGCAGAGGAAUAUCUCCAUGGUGGACGUCUUACCCGAAAGGGCAUGAGGGUACCCACCCACGAGGGUAACAGCCUGACACAUCAACACAGAAAAGGUAGCAGUGGUAGUUGCCUAGGAGGGAGUGCCAUAUUGAAGUACCUGAAAAAAGGGAAAAAGAAGAAGAAAAAAAAAAGGAAAAUAAAGGAAAAGUCAAAGGGAAAUAUCACUCUUCGGGUUGGUAAAGCAUCCAAAAUAGCAACACUUUUGCAUAAAAAAAAUGUGCAUCGGGGGAGUGAUAAAAAUUUGAACAAUGGCAAUGGGGUGGCUCCCUCCACAGGAGAAGAAAAAAAUGAAAAUGUGAUAGAAUUAUCAAAGGGGAAGGUAGUCAACGGUUUAGAAGGGGCAAUCAGGACCAGCAGCUAUGGGAAAGAAAACACACCUAAGAUGAAGCCGCUGCUGAGCUGCAAAAAGGGGAGAAAAGUCUUUAGGUCCCAUUUAAAGCUACACAGACUGAAAUGCCGUAGUAUGAAGAUAAUAGAAAAAUUAAAAGACGCGAUGAUAAAGGAAAAUAUAGCUUACAACAAGAGAGGGAUGACUCGCAAGGGGGGUCACGACGACGGGAGUUCUCUAUCCAUCAGGGGGGAGGAAGUGAACCCUGACGAUAAAGGUGAUAAUGAUGAGGGUGAUAUUGAUAAUGACAAGGGUGAUGUUGAUUAUGACAAGGGUGAUGUUGAUUAUGACAAGGGUGAUCUUGAUAAUGAUCGUAGUCAUGGAAAUUGGGACAGAGUGGGAAGGGGCAUAUUUGCCAAACGAACAAAAGGUACCUGUCUGAAUGAAGCAGAUUAUUUAGUAUACAAAUUUAGGAGGACACUAAGGAGGUAUGUGAAAAAAUAUAUUCAUAAAAAAAUUAUCAUUUUGGAGAAUUUCCAUCAGAUGAAAAGAAACAUAGCGAAAGAGAAAAUGGUACACACCUUUAUCCUUCCAUCCAUGUCAGAUCGUGCUCAUAAAAACGUUUAUAAUUAUAGCAGUUAUGUAGAUAAAUAUGUGAGAAAAUUUUUCCACUCCUAUUUUGUCACGCUAGUUAAUCAAUUUUUUAAUUAUUACUUUUUUCACUAUAAGAAGAAAUAUGUAAAAAAUUACGUUGGUAGUUUUGGGGCAAAUUCCUCACCGUCCAAUGGGAGAGAAGAUACCUCGAAGGAGGUUAAGAACAUGACGGAGGGAAGAAACUCUUUGCGUGUUUCCUCCCUUCCCAGCGUAAAUCUCAAUCCAAAUGAUGGACAUGGCAAUGUUGCAAGGGAUCCCUACUCUAGUUUAAGAAACAACUGCUGUAAUGGAGAAUCGUCGGUUCUGGAGUCCGAGGGGGGGAGUAACACAUCUGAAAGAGCCUUGAAUAGGCUGCAUGUCGAUCGUUUCGAGAAGGAGAAAAACGUCCGUGUUAGUGCAAAUCCUAAGAGGAGUAACUCUCCUUGUGGUGAGUUGAAGCUUGGAGCAGCAAAUGACCCGCGGGAGAGGGGCGGAGAGCGGACCGAGGGACGCGUCUGCGGCAGCAACGACGCAAAUGGGAGUAGCGGCGAGAGUGGCAGCGGGAGUGGGAGUGGCAGUGGGAAUAGUAGUGGAAACAGCAGGGACAGCCACAGCGACAACCGAAGCGGGAGCAGCGGCGGAGAUAGCGGCAGCAAGGAAAAUGGAGGCAGCAAGGAAAAUGGAGGUAGCAACGAAAAUGGAGGCAGCAACGAAAACGGAGGCAGCAACGAAAACGGAGGCAGCAACGAAAACGGAGGCAGCAACGAAAACGGAGGCAGCAACGAAAACGACGGCAACAGCGAGGACAACAAUGAGGACCACAACGAGGACAACAAUGACGACAGUGGAAAUGAUAGCAGCAACGAAAGCAGCAACGACAGCAGUAAGGACAAAGGCAAGGAGAAAGACACAAAGGGUAACAACCGAGGGGGGGAUGCACACCCGGACGAACCAAAGGAGAAAAGCAGCGUGAAUACACUCGAUAAUGAACACGAAAAUUAUUACAAGCUAAUUAGAGAAAUUGAGUUUUUGGAAAACAAUGAAAAUGCGAAAGAGAGCACCUCGGUGAAGAAAAAGGAUUCGAUAGAUACAGUUCCAGGUGGGGAUGAACAACAGGCGAGGUCGGCAGGAGUUGAUAAUUGCCAAAUCAAAAUAGACUCAGGAGCAAUGGAGAAGGAAGAGGAUACGACCAUGAAAUUGGAACGAAGUGGGGAAGACAAUCAAUUAUUAAACCUAAAUCAAAUGAUAAUUCACACCAACAGUUAUGUUAGUCAUCCGUUGAAAUUGCCCCUUUUACCAGAGAUGAGUCACCCUAAUUCGUAUUCAUCUCUUUCCCCUCGCAACAACACCUGUGGGAGUAGCAGUAGUAGCAGCAGCAGCGGAAGUAGCGGCAGUGGUGGUAGCGGCAGCAGUAGCAGUAGCGGUAACAGCAGCACGAAUAGUAGUGGGAGCUGUAAUAACCAGGGAGGAGGAAAAAACAACACGAAUCAACUAAAUGAUCCUGAUUUUGAAGAAGCAUGUGACAUUAGGCUAAUGAACACUCCGGAAAAUAUGAAAUUUUCGCAGUCUCCUCCUACAAGCUCCCUACAUGCAUCGUCCUUACAUCUAACCGAUGUGAAUGAAUUAGUCCUUUCUCCAAAUCAGCAGAUAUAUUCGAAUAGCCCAUUAAAGUCUCCCAAUACAACGCCCUUAACCCCUGCGUCUCCCAUUUUUGAUUCCAACUAUAAUGAAGAGAACAUGGAAAAGGUGAACUCCAAUUAUUUUGUUUCUUCCCCGUACAGAAAUGACAUUUUUUCAGAAUUCGAUAUGCUGGGAUCAUUUUUUGAAUCACUCGAUGAAUUGGAAAAUAAAAGUGAUUACACGGAGAGUAGCAGUAAUGAGAACUCCAAAUUUAGUCACGAUUUUUCGCUAGAUAUGUGUGGUCAGAAAAAGGGGAAAAAGGGAAACAUACAAAAGGAUGAAGUCAUUUAUAACUUUAAGAGGGACAAUUACAAGAAGGUGUUCCAUGCAUGGUGCAAUAAAGGAAAACACGAAUUGAACUACGACAAUAAGAAGUUCAACUCCAUUAUGGAGUGGAUAAAUUAUAUAGAAGAUUUCAUGUCCCAUGAAGGGCAAAAUGAUAACAAGGGUGACGACGAGGAAGAGCGACAGGCGCAUCGGGAGCAGCAGAUGGGAGAGCAGUUGGGAGAGCAGUUGGAAGUAGAGCUGGGAGCAGAGCUGGGAGAACAGCUGGAGGAGGAACAGUGCGGCCUCCUUCGCGAGAUGGAGCAUGAACUGGAACACGAACACGAACAUGAACGGGAGCAGGAGGAUAUGAUCAAAAUUGGCAUGAACCCCAACUUUUUUAACGAGGAAAAUGUCUACCAGGUCAGUAACAGCGCAUUCCGCACUCAUGAGUACAUGUCCAUGGGGAAGGAAAACGAAGGGGGCAGCGGGGUGGACUACGCGGCUAACAGCGGGGUGGACUAUGCGGCUAACAGUGGGGUGGACUACCUGGUGAGCAGAGGAGUUGAUUACAUGGUUAGCAGCAUGGCCGACUAUGCCGUCAGCGGAGGCGGGGGGACCGACUGUGGUAAUGGCCAAGGAGAGUAUUACAAAGACAGUGGAGAUAACAGCGCCCUGAAAGAAGAGAACAAAUGUGACAAUUUCUUAGCUAGCCAAAAUGUGAAUGUGAUGAUGAGCAACCCCGAACAGUGCAACAGUUCCUUCGUAGCAGAUAAUUUAAAUGCGUACCAGGGAGAUGAGAGAGGAGGAGGAAUGAGCAGCCCGCAUAGUCACGGUGCUCUUCUCUCCUCGUCAUUAAUAAAGCCAAGUUAUGAUACCAAUCCGUGCAUCAGUAAUUUCGGGGGGGAACAGAAUUUGCUAUCCGAGUACAACAACGCGGAGGAUAACAUCACCUACUGUAAUAAUGACACCCGGCAGGAGGCGCUCGGCGAUUAUUUUCUCCCCUCAACGUUGAACGGCGCGCAGAUUCAGAGCGGCUCCUGUGGUGUGGGCAGCAGUGGCUUUGUGUGGGACAAUGGCGCAAGUGGGGCCGAGGGAAACGGUGCAGGGAACAUCGCCGCAAACGUAGCAAACGUGGCAAACGUGGCAAACGUGGCAAACGUAGAAAACGCUGCGGAGAAUCACCACGCCCACGUGCGCCAACCCCUCGGCACGGAGAGCACCCUUUUGGGCAUGGACGAUGCAGAAAACGUUGGGGCGCAGAAUGAAAAGGACCCGGCUGACAAUAGCACGCCUUCGUCCAACUGUGCUGAUGUCCCAGAUCCAUGGAUGGCUCAGUGA
This is a messenger RNA of Plasmodium cynomolgi strain B, 4740 nucleotides long. RefSeq lists its product as hypothetical. The transcript has 2 exons. Lineage: Eukaryota; Apicomplexa; Aconoidasida; Haemosporida; Plasmodiidae. Bases 1 to 4740 code for a protein of 1579 amino acids. The record is from RefSeq and is a predicted model, not a curated record.